AUGACGUCAAUAUUAUCUCAUCAUCCUGUAUUUGUUAAUAACUAUACAAAUCUGUACAAACCAAAUCUAAUAAACCAUAAUCUGAAAUCAACUGAUGAAACCAACUUCAAAUGUACAAAUGGUCCAACGUACAAUGUUGAUUUAUUACAAUGGCAAACGAAUACAUCAAGCAGUUCAUUGGAUCGGUUACGAUUGCGCAAUAAUCGUCGAAAAGAUUAUAUUCGUGAAAAUAUUCGUCAACUUAGACAAUUAGAAGACAGUAUAACAUUUAAAAAACGUGUUGCAGAACAAUGUGGUAGAUCAGUUCUCUCAACAGAUCGUACACAAAACAAUACAUGCAACAAAUUUAUUACAUGUCAUCAUGCACAAACUAGACAAUCUCAAUCAAAUGAAAAUCCUAUAUCUUCGGAGACUGGAUUUAAUACAUCAAUUAAGUCAUUAUCAAAAACUGACCCGAUCAAAUCUAGUAAACAAAAUAAAUAUAGUAUUAAUUUAAACAAAACUGAUAAUCCCAAAUAUCUACAAUCAAACAACUCAUCAAUAUCUACACAAACUGAUAAUUAUAUAGAUCAAUUGAAGCAAACUAUUCCCCCACAUAUGCCUAAUUCACAUAAUGUUUCUUCUAAAAAUAAGGGACAAUCUCAUCAAUCUUUAUCAUUAAGAACAAAUAAAUCUGAUAAAAAAAUACAACGAACAACAUUAACACCAAUUCAAUCAAUUAAAAAAACAGAAUAUUUACGUGCACAUUCUCGUGAUAUUGAAGAUGAAGUUGAUCUAAAAUAUUUAAGUAGUAUACCUAUUUCACCUAUACAUAAACAUUUGAAUUCAGCUAAAACAUCUGUACCAAAAGCUGAAUCAGCUAAAAAUGUUGAAUUUAUCAGACGUGAUAUUAAUUUUGUUCGUGCUAAUGCUCAUAUGGCAACAGCACCAAGUGUAAAAAGAACUGGAAUUCGACGGAUAGCAAGUAUGAAUUCUUUAUCGUUAAAUGAUAAAACUCAUCUAACGGAUUCAAAUAUAACAAAAUCACAAAUAUCGCAAACAUCAAGAAUGUGGCCUGAAAGACGAUUAAAAAGUGGGGUUAUCCCACCUUACCUAAUCAAAAUGAAACAAAAAGAAAAAGAACGGAUUCAAAAAGAAUUGGAAAACCAACCUGAUCCAGAUCAACCUCCAGGACAUCAGAGAAUGCCGGAAGAAGAACGUCUAAAUACAUUAGAAUUGCUUAACAAAGCUCAUACUCAGUUGUCAGAGGAAUUUUCUCACCUCCCAGUACGUAUGGAUACAUUGAGAAUUCGUUCUAGACGUGCAGAAAUUGAAAGUCGUCUCAGUGAAUUAGAACAAGCUAUUGAAAUAUUCAGUAAACCGAAAGUAUUUAUUAAACCUGGUUAA
Messenger RNA from Schistosoma bovis, 1386 nucleotides. The record is from the annotation of a GenBank genome assembly. Lineage: Eukaryota; Metazoa; Platyhelminthes; Trematoda; Strigeidida; Schistosomatidae.